Hevea brasiliensis (rubber tree) is the source of this 854-nucleotide messenger RNA. RefSeq lists its product as uncharacterized. The record is from RefSeq and is a predicted model, not a curated record. The transcript has a single exon. Bases 121 to 591 code for a protein of 156 amino acids. Lineage: Eukaryota; Viridiplantae; Streptophyta; Magnoliopsida; Malpighiales; Euphorbiaceae.
AUAUAUACCCAUAUCAUAACUUGCAAAGCAAUACCGCACCAAGUCACAAGCCAACCUUGAUUUCCAUAUAAAGUCAUACCAUCAAUUCAAGCCUAGCCACAAAACAAAACUAGUAAGAGUAUGCAACUCAACUUCUUUCAUUUUACUCUCCUCGUCAUAGUUGGCGUUACUGUCGCCGCCACGGCAGGUAGUCCGGCUCCUGACAAGAGAGUAGUCUCUCCUGAAAUGUCUAAGGGCCCUAAUAAUGGCCAAGGCAGCCCCAGUUCUGGAGCUACUGGCUCCGGCCAUGGCCCCAACUGGGACUACAGUUGGGGAUGGGGGUCCAGUCCCGAUAGCGGAUGGGGUUAUGGUUCCGGUUCAGGCCGCUCGCCAAAUGGGUUUGGCAGGGGUUUUGGGUUUGGAUUUGGGUCUGGAAGUGGGUCAGGAUCAGGAUAUGGUUAUGGGUCUGGCAGUGGUGGUGCACACGGUGGUGGUGGUGGUGGGUAUGGGGCUGGAAGUGGGUCAGGUAAUUCAGGUGGCGGUGGUGGUGCAGGUGGCUACGGUGGUGGUUACUGGCCGAUUGAUUCCAGAGGGAAAAACAAACAUGGGUGAGUCUAUUUAUCCAUAGAGUGUACAUGGUGUGCAAGUGCAAGCUUGACAUUAAUUAAGCUUAGAAUUAUAUAUAGCUUACAUAGUUUAAGUUUUGGGUUGUGUGUAUUAUGAUUCGUGGCUUAAGUAACCACGUUAGCUCCUCUACUGUGAAAAGGUUUGCCUAUUCUCUUACUUCCAUUUUUCUCUCAUUUCACCAGCAUCUGUAAACUUUAUUGACUAGUAUUCCUCAUCUCCUUCAAACAUCAAAGCUACUUCUUUUUUUU